GCGGGGGCCGGCAGGAUGGCCGAGGGCAAGGCGGGCGGCGCGGCGGGCCUCUUCGCCAAGCAGGUGCAGAAGAAGUUCAGCAGGGCCCAGGAGAAGGUACUGCAGAAGUUGGGGAAAGCUGUGGAAACCAAAGAUGAACGCUUUGAACAAAGUGCCCACAACUUCUACCAUCAACAGGCGGAGGGCUGCAAGCUUUACAAGGACCUGAAGAACUUCCUUAAUGCAGUGAAAGUGAUGCACGAAAGUUCUAAGAGAAUGUCGGAAACGCUCCAGGACAUCUACAGCAGCGAGUGGGAAGGUCAUGAGGAGCUAAAGGCCAUCGUCGGGAACAAUGACCUCCUGUGGGAAGACUAUGAAGAGAAACUGGCUGACCAGGCUCUGAGGACCAUGGAAAACUAUGUUGCCCAGUUCUCUGAGAUUAAGGAGAGAAUCGCCAAGAGGGGUCGGAAACUCGUGGACUACGACUGUGCCCGGCAUCACUUGGAGGCCGUGCAGAAUGCCAAGAAGAAAGAUGAGGCCAAGAUUGCCAAGGCAGAGGAAGAGUUCAACAAAGCCCAGGCUGUGUUUGAAGAAUUGAACCAGGAACUACUGGAGGAACUGCCUGUUUUUUAUAAUAGUCGUAUCAGCUGUUAUGUGACCAUCUUCCAAAACAUUUCCAAUUUGAGGGAUGUCUUCUACAGGGAGAUGAGCAAGCUGAACCACACUCUCUACGAGGUGAUGAGCAAACUGGAGAAGCAACAUUCCAACAAAGUCUUUGUGGUGAAGGGACUGUCAAGCAGCAGCAGGCGUUCCCUAGUCAUCUCUCCCCCAGUCCGAACCUCUUCAGCAUCCAGCUCUCUCACCUCCCCAACCAGUCUGUCUUCACUUUGCCUGAGGAGUGAGAAGGGGUCUGUCUCCACCAGUGAGGAAGAGGUCAUGUGUGAAACAGCCCUGGAGGAAGACAUCUGUGAGAUCAAAGGAGUAAUGGAGGGGGAAGAGUCUACCAGCUCUUCCUCCCCCACCUCCUCCUCCACCUCCUCUUCGGCCUCCUCAUCUUCCUCCUCCUCUGCCUCCGACAAGUCUCAGCUCCUCUGCAGUGGCCUGACCCAGGCCCAGUCCUCUCCCCUGAGUGAGGGCCGGGAGUCCCGGGAGGAGGUUUUCUCUGGUUCCCCAGACCCAUCACCAGACAAAGCUCCGAGCCCCUCAGAGCAGCCUUCAUCCGGGCCUGAAUUAGUUCUCCGAAGCCGUACCUCAAGCGAAGGAUCGGUGAAUCAGAAGAAGAAGUCCUCUCUCCAGAGAUCCUCAGCGCCCCCUACGCGGCCGCCUCUGCCCAAAGCUACUCCCAGCCCCAGGUCCUCCUCUGGAAAUGAACCCUCCAGCCCUCUAGCAGAUGAAGAGGAUUCACCCAGCAGCCCGAGGGUGCUGUUGGGGACAGGGACCCUAAGUCCCAAGGCCUCCGUAGAGGCCCUUCCUGAUGCAGAAUCACCAGAGAAGCCAGUGAGAACACCGGAGGCUGGAGAAGAGAAGGAUGCUGACCAUCCGGACCCAGAACUUUCUACUUCCCCUACCUCGGUGAAUUCUCAGAGCCAAGAUCCUCAGCCUUCUGACCCCGUGGUUCCCGAAGAAAGCAGCACCACAGCACCUGAACCUGAAGAAGUGGCAGCACCUGAACCUGAAGAAGUGGCAUCUCCAACUCAGAGUUCUGAACUCUGAAGAGCAACUGCUGUGGCCUCCCCAAACAUACACCUCCCCGUGAAGCUCCUCAGCCAGAGGGUGUAGAGGUUAGAGUGAGGACCAUCAUUCUUCUUUAGGUUCUCAGCGUAGAUGCUGGUGGUCACUGAAGAUCGAGCAUUCAUGGAGGCUGAGGAGCAGAUGGGUGGUAGGGGGAGGGGCGGAGGAAGCAGGCUUGAGAGGAGAAACUGCUUGGCUCAGGGAAUUCCGUUUUUAGCAUGUUCAUUAAAGUGGAGCUAAAAUGAUUAUAAAGAAGCGUCCAUAGACACUUGUCUAAGAGACACAUAUCACAUGUACACACAUGAUACCAAACAUGUCUUUCGCUUGCCUCAUUUUAUAAGAUUUCAAGCCAAAAGAACAGAUUUUAGAAUGCUAAAUAAAGCAUUACUCUGGCUAUGGAUGGAGUCUUUGACACAGAUUUUUUUCUAGCCUGGUUGCUGUUUCUGCUGCAUGUUCAGAAAGCUCCGGUCACAACCCAGGCCUAU
This is a messenger RNA of Sorex araneus (European shrew), 2195 nucleotides long. RefSeq names its product bridging integrator 2 (gene BIN2). Gene Ontology annotation, molecular function: protein binding; phospholipid binding. NCBI's taxonomy places the organism in Eukaryota, Metazoa, Chordata, Mammalia, Eulipotyphla, Soricidae. Gene Ontology annotation, cellular component: podosome; plasma membrane; phagocytic cup. The transcript is spliced from 12 exons. The record is from RefSeq and is a predicted model, not a curated record. Bases 16 to 1692 code for a protein of 558 amino acids. Gene Ontology annotation, biological process: plasma membrane tubulation; phagocytosis, engulfment; podosome assembly.